This is a messenger RNA of Tricharina praecox, 759 nucleotides long. RefSeq lists its product as uncharacterized. NCBI's taxonomy places the organism in Eukaryota, Fungi, Ascomycota, Pezizomycetes, Pezizales, Pyronemataceae. The record is from RefSeq and is a predicted model, not a curated record. The annotation marks the transcript as partial. The transcript has a single exon.
GCAAUGCAGCUCCUCACCCUCCUCCCCCUGCUCCUAAGCCUCUGCCCCUCCUCACAGGGGCGCAACCUCCCCCCGCCCGGGCCGCCGUCUCACCCAGCGGUGUACAUCGACUUCGACGGGACGAUCGCGAUUAGCGAAGCAUUCGAGAACCUCGCGACGACGGCGUACCUCUCCGUCUCCUCCAGCUCCGGGAUCCCUCCCUGGUCUCAUUUCGGCGACCUCUACAUGGCCGACUACUACGCGGCGAUUGGGCACCUGCCGAAGCCGACCACAAUCUUGGAGGAGCUGCACCUGCAGGCGCUGCCGAACCUGACGAGGGCGGAGAGGGAUUCGUUUCACCGCGUCAAGGAGAGUGGCGUGUUUGAUAGCGCGAGCGAGAUGGCGCUGCGCGAGGAGGCGGCGACCGUAAAGGUUAGGCCCGGGUUUUGGGAGUUUGUGGCUGAGGCGGAGAAGCGUGGGGUGAGGGUUAGUGUCCUCUCGAGGAACUGGUCGGUUCGGUGGAUCCGCACGGUGCUGCGCGAGUCGGUGGGCGCCGGGAAGCUGGCGGAACGGCUAUACAUCUAUUGUCCCGAGAUCCUGCCCGACGGUGUGCUCGCGGCGAACCCGAGGGAUCGCCCGGUCGAUGUGUUCUCUGGGGAUGAUAAGAGGGAGGUUAUGAAGCGGGAGCGCAGGGGCAGGGAGGAGAUCGUGUUCAUUGGCGAUGAUAACAGCGAUUUGGCGCCGAUCCUGCAGUACCCCACUGUCGUCGGUGUGGUGGCC